UGAUGUCACUUCCUGCCUCCUCUAACCUAUAAAAGCGGGGGGUUUUGCGGCUCGGUGCUGGUGGAAGGACCGGAGAGGACGCGGGCUGCCGGGUCACCGAUGCGGCAGCAGAUUCAGCCCACAAAUAGCGAGCGGCUCAGUUUGUCUCGCCACAAUGCGUCCUUGAAUCGCUGCACUUUUCUUUCCAAGACGCGCGGAUUUUAACCGUCUGAUACAAGCGUUGCCCGUUUUGUCUCUGUUCCUGGAGGGACUCCUGCGUGAAGAUGAUCGGGAGAGGAGUGCUCGUCUUGGCUGUGCUGUCCAGCUGCGCUUUUUCAUUGCCAGUGACUUCAAGUCAGUUGGAGAAUGAAGACGUUAAGGUCGUGAAAUGCAUCGUGGAGGCGCUGGCCGCCGUGCUGUCGAGGCCCCGCUUUGCGCCCGUCAGCCGGGAGUGCUUGGUCACGCUGAAAACAGAUGACAGGCUCGUUACUAUCCUCCGCCACCAUCACUUUCUGAGGGAGCUGCAGGAGAUCGCCGCUCGGGGUAACCAGGAGAGAGCUCAGCUGAUGCUGCAGGGAGACGCGGGUUCACCCGACCCCACCACGCAAACGCCUGAGGCCGCGGAGGCUGCAGCCGAUCGAUCCAUGCUGGAGGCUCUGGGAGGCGUCGGGGAGAGAUCCAUCCUGUCCCAGAAGAAGAGGACGGGAAGCGAGGAUGAGGAGAAGAAGAGCGGCGGGGAGUCGCAGGAGGACAGCAAGGACAGGUCCGAGGAGGUGAAGGAGGAGCACGAGGAGCGCCCGGAGAGUCGGGUCUCGGAGGCUGUGGAGCGGUGGAGCGAGAGCAAGGCUGCAAAGAGGCAGGAGGAAGAAGAGGAGUCCGCAGAGAAGAGGGAGAAUUCAGAGGAAGACAACAUAACCAAGGAUAAGAACGGUGCUGCUGGGUCAGAGGAAAAGACAGAUGUGCCUAAAAGUCAAUCCAAGGAGAAGAAAGCUGAUGAUGAAGAGGAGGAGGAGGCAGACAAGACACCUGCACCUUCCUCACACAAACGAAAGGAGGGGGAGGGAGGGGAGGUGAAGGGGGAGAGCAAGAAGGGCACAAAGCAGUGGUCCAAGAAGAAGAGAGCGAGGGCAAAGGAAGUGGCGCAUCACUCGAAGGAGGUCCCCGAUGGAGAGCAUGCGGAGGAGGAGGAGAAGAAGAAAGGAGGAGACUCCCCGAGGAGUCCGGAGGAGAAGGAGCUGAGAAUGAUGGCUCGCCGGGCACCGGAGGAGAGGAGGGCGGUGGAGGAGGAGGGGAGCGCCAGCAGGAAGCCAGAGGAGCCAGAGAUCGAAAGCCUGGCGGCCAUUGAGUCAGAGCUGGAAGGCGUCGCCCAGAAGCUCCACGAGCUGCGGCGAGGCUGAGGCCGGCCUCGUUACCAAGGCGACGCCCGCUCCGCCUCCUCGUCCCACUGACCCCCCCAGCCCCCCAGCCCCUCCUCCCCCCAGCAGCCUGGUGACCCCGUGACAAGUCGCCCGCGCCCCGUUGCCUCUGGAGGACGUCUUGACGGCGGCCUCACCUGCGACUUCCUGCCCCUCGCAUCCUGUAGAGUAGCGAACAGCCGACGCGCCUCACACACACACACACACACACACACACACACACACACACACACACACACACACACACACACACACACACACACACACACUGUAUAAGACACAUGAACAAACUCUCCCUCUGCGGAGGAUGACGGCUCGUCUCCCUUCGGCCUCUCUGACAAUCGUCUCUUUCUGCUUUUCAGACUCGCUGGUUGAUGUACAGGUAGAUCAGGUAGAAACACGGUACGAGGUGCUCGUGUGGUCCUGGCAUGUACACAUGUACAGAGCACUUGCUUAAUUCUUCUGAUAGAUACCGUUGAUUCUAAUCAAGUCAAGGCAAUAAAUGAACAUUUUAGCAGAUACAUGAUCAGAUUAUGAUUUUAAUCUGUACUAAAUUUAUGUAAGAAUAUGAAUAAAUUGAAUGUUUUAUCUGGAAA
This is a messenger RNA of Betta splendens (Siamese fighting fish), 1990 nucleotides long. It is a transcript of the gene chga, whose product is annotated as chromogranin A. NCBI's taxonomy places the organism in Eukaryota, Metazoa, Chordata, Actinopteri, Anabantiformes, Osphronemidae. Bases 264 to 1376 code for a protein of 370 amino acids. Gene Ontology annotation, biological process: defense response to bacterium; negative regulation of insulin secretion; negative regulation of catecholamine secretion. The record is from RefSeq and is a predicted model, not a curated record. Gene Ontology annotation, cellular component: chromaffin granule. The transcript has 8 exons.